AUGGCCGGUCGCGAAUCGGGACGUAUCCGAGAGGCAGACAAAAAGCGAACCCUGGACGAUGCCGCACGCCAACGACGCGCGCGCAAAGCGCUGGAAGCACUCGAGCAGGACAACUUCCACGAAGACCCGCACGCUGACCUGGUCAUGUCGAAGAAGGUGCCCAAAUUCAGCGACAAUCUCGAUGGCAGCGGACCGAGCAAGAAGAAACACCGCCGCACGAAAGGGGCCGAAUACUAUCGCGCAAAGUAUCGUAAAACGUUUCCACAGUUGUUGGAUGAGGAACGGCAGCAGCGACCAGAUCCGCCGAACUAUUUCAGUGCCGCUGCACCCGCUUCCCGACUGCCCGAGCGACACUUUUGUGCGGUGUGUGGAUUUCCCUCGAGCUACACGUGCACCGCUUGCGGAACGCGAUACUGCUGCGUACGAUGCUUGGGUACGCAUCAGGACACGCGGUGCUUAAAAUGGACCGCUUAGAGGACUUAGAGUGAGUGAGUGUGCCGGAAACGGAAGGUAUAUUGUAAUAAACUGAAAUAAAUUCUCAUAACUUAAACGGAAAAACACACACAAA
Messenger RNA from Anopheles merus, 568 nucleotides. RefSeq names its product zinc finger HIT domain-containing protein 1. The record is from RefSeq and is a predicted model, not a curated record. Gene Ontology annotation, cellular component: Swr1 complex. Bases 1 to 474 code for a protein of 157 amino acids. The transcript has a single exon. Gene Ontology annotation, biological process: chromatin remodeling. Gene Ontology annotation, molecular function: nucleosome binding. Lineage: Eukaryota; Metazoa; Arthropoda; Insecta; Diptera; Culicidae.